Molecule: messenger RNA, 990 nt
Organism: Olea europaea var. sylvestris
Lineage: Eukaryota; Viridiplantae; Streptophyta; Magnoliopsida; Lamiales; Oleaceae
Product: NDR1/HIN1-like protein 26
Exons: 1
Coding region: 186-815 (209 amino acids)
Biological process (GO): defense response to other organism
Source: RefSeq, a predicted model, not a curated record
GAGUAAACAAGUAGGGUUUAAAAACAACUUUCUAUCAAACCGGAAAUGAGUAACUUAUUUCAAUGGCAAGUGAGAAUUAUUUUAGAAAUAAGUAACUUUUUCUUAGAAGUUGCUUAAAAGAAACCCAUCCCUUCCUUAUCUCAGCACAUCAAAAUUCCUCCCUCCCACUCUCUCUCUCUGUGAAAAUGUCUCGAGUCGAUGAAAAAUCCCCCAAAGAUUGUGCUAAGAAACGAUUCAACUUCAACAAGUUCCACAAGAAGUUCUUCUUUGCUUUCUCUACAUUUCUGCUCACUAUCCUAUCCCUUAUUUUCCUUAUUUGGCUCACUUUACACCCAACAAAGCCACAAUUCUCUCUAAAAGACGUCAAUAUCUAUCAACUCAACCUCUCAGGUUUGAACCUGAUUAACUCUAACAUUCGUCUCACUCUCUCAUCCAACAAUCCAAACAAGAAAGUCGGCGUUUACUACGAUGUGUUACAAGUGUAUGCAUCUUAUAAGGGACAAAUAAUCACUCGACAAACUUUGCUCCCACCUUUCUAUCAAGAGAAUGAAGAGACUAACCUCUUGAGCGCGUCUUUGGCCGGAAAUCAGGUACCAGUGGCUCCAUCCUUCGGUUAUGAAGUUGGACGUGAUCAGAGAAUCGGGAAACUUGUUUUGACUUUGAAGGUGAUCGGACGGCUUAGAUGGAAAGUCGGAACUUGGGUUUCAGGGAGGUAUAGGUUUAAUGUAAACUGCGUAGCUGUUUUGCCAUUCAAUUCCAUACCAUCAGGCCCUUUGAGCUCUAAGCAGGGGACAGUGUGUUCUACUAUUGUCUGAACUAUAUAAUCAACUGAAAAUUUGAAUUACUUAAGCAGUAUUGAGUGAAAGGCUUGGAAAAUGGCAAUUAAAAGUUUGUACAAAUAAAGUUGUAUUUCUUGCCUCAUCUUUUGUUCCUCAAUGAUAUGGAUCGUCUAAAAGUUUAUACUUUUAGAUAAUAUGAUUCAAUAUGGUA